AUGUGUUAUACGAUUACCGAUGCGACACUCAUCGAGACUGGUGAUGUUAGAAGUACUUCUAACCAUUCUAACCAAGAAACAAAAGGAUCAAAUUGGACCGCUUAUGUUAAUGUUGUGUGUCUGAUAGCAGGAUCGGGCACGCUCGGUAUUCCAUACGCGAUUCAACAAGGUGGUUGGAUUUCCCUAGCAGUCUUGUUCCUUUCCGCAACAAUAAGUACUUACGCAAACAUAAAAUUAAUCGAAUGUUUAUAUCAUGAUGGCAAGAUUCGAAAAAAUUCAAUGUCUGACUUGGCAUAUGACGCAUUUGGCAAUAUUGGUUUACGUAUCGUAGGGUUCUUCUUUGCUGCUAUAAGUAUAGGAUGUCCUAUUCUUUAUCUAGUCCUAGCCGGUGAUAGUCUACAACCUUUGUUUGUAAAUAUUGGAAUUGACUUGGGUAUGAAGAAUUGGAUCUACAUUUGUUCUGCUGUUAUGGCUGUGCCCUUUAUAUUUUUAAAAACUAUGAAAGAGGCUGCUUGGUUAAGUGUUUUUGGUGCAUUAACAACUGCACUUGCCGUAUUGGUCGUAUUUAUAACGUCUAUGAUGGAAUUUCCUCAAAAUAUACCCAUUCAACAUGAUUUGGUGAACUUUCGUGACAUACCUCUUGCGAUGGCAACUUUCAGUUUCAGCUAUGCUGGAAAUGUAGUUUUUCCUCAUGUUGAAGCAAGCAUGAAACAUCCACGCUCAUGGUCAAAAGUUUACAUCUUUGCCAUGUGUACUGUCACAAUAAUGUAUCUAUUAAUUGGUAUUCCUGCUUAUAUAACUUAUGGUCAUACGACUCUUUCUCCAAUAUACUUAAACCUCCCGCCGGGUUUUGCUGUGACAACUUCAAUUUUAAUGAUGACAGCUCACGUCUUAUUAGCUUUACCUAUAUAUCAGACUGCUUUUAGUUUAGAAAUAGAAAAUUACAUGGGUAUUAAUAUUACAAAUAUUGGUAAAAUUCGUGAAUUCAUCUAUAGAGUUCUUUUAAGAUUAUUCAUCGUGAUAAUUACAACUUAUUUGGCUGUUACAAUUCCUUAUUUUUCUGAUCUUAUGGCUUUGUUGGGUGCUUCGGGGCGGAAGGAAAAAUGUUGGGUAAUUUUUGCUUUAAUUUUUUCCUUUUAUGGUUUUUUGGUUGGAACAUUUGAUGCAUUGGUUGCAUUGUGGUUGGAUAUUACUGGUGAAAGCGAAA
Cetraspora pellucida is the source of this 1207-nucleotide messenger RNA. The record is from the annotation of a GenBank genome assembly. Lineage: Eukaryota; Fungi; Glomeromycota; Glomeromycetes; Diversisporales; Gigasporaceae.